AUGGCAAACGAAACGUUGGCAGCCGCCCCGCCGGCCCCUCAACUCAACACGGGACCGGUCUCCAUCUUCUUCAUGGUCUGGGGCGUAACGUGGACUAUGCUGCUUGUCCUGGGCAUGACAUUCCUGUACUACAACCGCGCUAUGCCUCUCGUACGCGUCCGAGGUCUACGUCUGACCUUCGCCGCCGUCAUCCUUUUGCACCUGUACUGGAUCGUGUGUCAGUUCGGCCUGUUAAUUUUCGAGCUUGUCCCGCCCGAGGUCAUGUUCUGGAUUAUGGGCAUGUAUGUGCCCUGGGGUAUUGCGCUGUUCCACGCUAGCAACAGUCGUUUCCUGUACGUCGCGGAGGCCCAGAAGCGCUUCGUCGGGAAGACUCCUGCGGUGAGGGAGAAGCCUCCUGUCAAGAACGAUAAGUCUCUACUAGGCAAGUUCUGGAAGCUGGAAUACGAGAGAAGAAUCGUGGUCGUCGUCUGCGUGGGAAUGGCGCUACAGUUUCUUCUCCUGGUUACAAUGUACCUCCUUUCCCGCAAAUACCAUCCGUCCUUCGGCAUCCCCGGUACCGAGGUCACCACUACCAACCCUCUGGAGCGUAUUAUGCAGCUGUAUAGCGGUUGGGAAUGGUGGCCGUCCAUCCUGUGGCAGUUUUUCUGGGCCUGGAUCGUGGCUCCCUACAUCCUCUACAAAUCGCGUGGCAUCAAAGACACGCUGGGCUGGCGUGUGCAGACCAUCGCCUGCUGCAUCGCCGGUCUGCCGGCCACGCCUCUGUGGCUCGCGGCGCUAUACCUGCCCUCCUUUGCAGCCGUAAACCGCUACUUCAUUCCGCCGCAAUGGAUCUGCCUCAGCAUCACAUUUAUCGAAUUCUUCGCAAUCAUCCUCCCUUGCUGGCAGGUCCUGACCCACAAGACCCUGCGCCGGGAGACACUCGACGCCAUCGCCAACUGGGAAUCCAGGCGUGGCGGCGACAAAGACGGAAAGCAGUCUUUCGCUACCGAGUCGACCAAACAGGAAUCUACCACUUCCACUUGGCGCCUGCUCUCCGAAAUCGAAAAGGCCACGGGCCAGUCCGAAAGUCUUUUCACCAUGACCGCCCUCGACUAUAUGCUAAAACGCAACCCAGAACCGCUGCGGGAGUUUUCCGCCCUACGGGACUUUUCAGGCGAGAACAUUGCCUUUUUGUCCGCCGUGGCCGACUGGAAGGCCGGCGCGGCCAAGCCAGACGCGCCGACGGACAAGAGUUCACUGCAAAGUGAGGAGGGCGUCGAGCUGCGGCGCGUGCGCUUCAACGAUGCGCUGCAAAUCUACGCCGAGUUUGUAUCAGCCCGCCACGCCGAAUUCCAAGUUAACAUCGGUUCGGCGGACCAGAAGCGGCUGGAUGGCGUGUUUGGCCCUGCAACACAGAUUUUGUUGGGAGACUCGCAGAGAUUCGAUGACCUGGCUGUCCCAUUCGAAAGGGAAUCCACCGACGAAGGGGUAGAGAGAUGUCGGGCCCAGUACUUUGGGGAAAUCCCGGAUGAGUUCAACGAUGAGAUCUUUGACGAUGCCGAAGUUAGCAUUAAAUAUUUAGUGCUGACGAACACGUGGCCCAAGUUUGUGAAGCAGGGACGGUAUAGUAUGUCGGUAAAUUCUGUGGGGAGCCAGAGUAGUGACGGUAACACUGAGAAAGAAAUUGGGCGGGUGAAGAAAUACUUGAGGAGGAUGAAAGUUGAGGUUACUGCUUUUUGA
Molecule: messenger RNA, 1719 nt
Organism: Pyricularia grisea
Lineage: Eukaryota; Fungi; Ascomycota; Sordariomycetes; Magnaporthales; Pyriculariaceae
Exons: 2
Coding region: 1-1719 (572 amino acids)
Source: RefSeq, a predicted model, not a curated record